Molecule: messenger RNA, 1615 nt
Organism: Solea solea (common sole)
Lineage: Eukaryota; Metazoa; Chordata; Actinopteri; Pleuronectiformes; Soleidae
Product: G1/S-specific cyclin-D1-like
Exons: 6
Coding region: 40-924 (294 amino acids)
Biological process (GO): regulation of cyclin-dependent protein serine/threonine kinase activity; mitotic cell cycle phase transition; positive regulation of G1/S transition of mitotic cell cycle
Cellular component (GO): nucleus; cyclin-dependent protein kinase holoenzyme complex; cytoplasm
Molecular function (GO): cyclin-dependent protein serine/threonine kinase regulator activity
Source: RefSeq, a predicted model, not a curated record
AGAACCCCCGCCCCCCCUCCCCCAGGCAGGGUUCGGUCAAUGGAGCCCCAGUUGCUGUGCUGUGAGGCGGACAGGCCUGCCAGGGCCUACCGGGACUCCAACCUGUUGACUGACCGGGUCCUGCGUGUGCUGCUGCUGGCAGAAGAGAAGUAUCUGCCAGCUCCCAACUACUUCAAAUGCGUCCAGAGGGAGAUCGCUCCGUACAUGCGGAGGAUAGUGGCUACCUGGGUGCUGGAGGUGUGUGAGGAGCAAAGGUGUGAGGAGGAAGUCUUCCCUCUGGCUAUGAACUACAUGGACCGCUUCCUGUCCGUGGAACCCACAAAGAAGAAUCACCUGCAGUUACUGGGAGCUGCUUGUAUGUUCCUGGCAUCCAAACUGAAGGAGACAAUCCCUCUCACUGCAGAGAAACUCUGCAUCUACACAGACAACUCUAUCACACCUGCUCAGCUCUUGCAAAUGGAGCUGCUGGUUUUGAACAAACUCAAAUGGGACCUGGCGUCGGUGACUCCGCUCGAUUUCAUCGACCACUUCCUGUUUCAGCUGCCAGUCAGGCAAGAGAGCCGGCCCAUUCUCAGGAAACAUGCUCAGACCUUCGUGGCACUGUGUGCCACAGACAACAAAUUCAUCGCCAGUCCUCCGUCCAUGGUGGCAGCAGGCAGCAUGGUGGCAGCAGUGGAGGGCCUCCAAAUAAAACUGGUGGGAAGUUCCCUGAAGUCGCAGAAACUGACCGAGCAGCUUGCACAGAUCAUCAGGAGUGACCCGGACUGUCUCCGAGCGUGUCAGGAACAAAUCGAGUCCCUGCUGGAGACCAGCCUCAGACAGGCACAACAGCAACACAUUGGCGUUACUAUGGAAACUAAGAACAUUGGCGAGGGGCAGGACCUCUCAACUACACCCACAGAUGUCCGCGACGUAAACAUCUGACUUAGAUGGGAGUGGAGGAGGUGGAGGAGCAGGUUGAUGUGAUGAAGUGCUUCUUUGACACAGACAUGGCUGUGUUUUCACAUCAUGUGGUUUGUGUGUUGAACACUCACGAGUAACUGGACUCAAUAUUGUGUGACCAGCGUGAACCACGGUGGAGGCCACGAGUGGGAGCGGCGUGAAGGUCAAACGAACACCCCGUCAGAUGUUGUCGGGAGGUGAUUGUGACUCUCGUGGAUGUCGUCUCUGGUCGCCUCAGUCCACUGUGUAAUGUUAGAAGCGUCUGAUAGAACGAGAAGAACUUGAACUUUUUUUUUCUUCUUCUUCCAGCCACACGUACAGCAAGUCUUUCUGUUGUCCCCGAUGAAAAGGGGGCGAAAAAAAAAAAGACCUCAGGUGUUUAUUUAGAUUCUGAUAUUUAUUGUUUCAGAUCAUUUGACUUGUACACGAAGUCGACGACUACGAGUUGUACUCAAAGCGGGGGACGUCUGUCUAGAAUCUGCUACUCUAUUAACAGUACGACUAAGUUGUCGUACCUACAUAGUGCUAUGAACUUUUUUUUAGGGUUUUUAUAAUGGUGUUUUCCAUGACACUAGUGAUGUGUAUCAGAUGAAGCUCUAUAUGGGUGCUUUUACGGUAUGUCUGCUUUAGGACGGAAUAUAAAGAUGAAUUAAAGGACGACUGUCUGAUAAAA